Molecule: messenger RNA, 943 nt
Organism: Aspergillus ibericus CBS 121593
Lineage: Eukaryota; Fungi; Ascomycota; Eurotiomycetes; Eurotiales; Aspergillaceae
Product: nascent polypeptide-associated complex subunit family protein
Exons: 3
Coding region: 1-471 (156 amino acids)
Cellular component (GO): nascent polypeptide-associated complex; cytosol
Source: RefSeq, a predicted model, not a curated record
AUGGAUCAGGCAAAGUUGGCUAAGAUGCAGGCUAGCGUGCGGAUUGGUACAGGCAAGGGUACUCCCCGCCGCAAGGUCAAGAAGGUCCACAAGUCCUCCGGUGCCGAUGACAAGAAGCUCCAGGCCACCCUGAAGAAGAUGAACGUCCAGCCCAUCCAGGCCAUUGAGGAGGUCAACAUGUUCAAGGAGGACGGAAACGUCAUCCACUUCGGUGCCCCCAAGGUCCACGCCUCCGUCCCCUCCAACACCUUCGCCCUCUACGGCAACGGCGAGGAGAAGGAACUCACCGAGCUCGUCCCCGGUAUCCUGAACCAGCUCGGCCCCGACAGCCUUGCCUCCCUCCGCAAGCUCGCCGAGAGCUACCAGAACAUGCAGAAGAACCAGGCCGGCGCUGACGGCAAGAAGGACGACGAUGAGGACGACAUCCCCGACCUCGUUGAGGGCGAGAACUUCGAGAGCAACGUUGAGUAAAUUCAAACAACCCCCCAAUGACGUCUUUUCUCACCCGGGAUUUGGAUUGGAAAUGAACACGGUGUGUCCCGGGACCCAUGAAUGAAAUUCCACGGCUUGUGCUCUUGUUGCGCUGGCGGAGUUUUGUCUUGUGUUUGUGAUAUCUUAGGUUGAUUUGAGAGGAUUGAAUCAAUAAAAUAUGAAUCUUUUUUUUUUCUUCAUUGUGUUGGGGUGGAUGGUGGGGAUACUGUUUGGGAUGGGUUUGGGAGUGAAUUUGAGGGAAUUGGGCUGUUUAUGGGAUUUGGGGUGUCAAGAAGAAUGUUGUUUGGGGUUUGGAUAAGUAACUGGGGAAUGGGGCGUAUUACGAUGGUGUCACCUUUGUUAGUGGCCUAGAAUGUAGACUCGAUCGAACGGCUCAUGACGAGGUAGACUAGAGGCUCUAAUUGGUAACCAGAGACUCUGAUUGGUACUAGAGGGUAGUAAUCUAGCAACG